This is a messenger RNA of Durusdinium trenchii, 991 nucleotides long. NCBI's taxonomy places the organism in Eukaryota, Dinophyceae, Suessiales, Symbiodiniaceae. The record is from the annotation of a GenBank genome assembly.
UGUUUGGACCAUCCAGCCCUGUUGCCGCCCCACGGAAACGCGGUUUGCGGACCAAUGGCGGACCCGCUGCCGCCUCUGCUGACGUACUGUGAGGGUGGCGACCUAGAGGCGGCCAAGGCGGAGUUGCAGGCAGGCGAUGUGAAGAAGCUGCUCAAAUUGAGAGAUCCGGACCGCAGGACCCCCUUGCACAGAGCCUGUGCGGCAGGACACGAGGAGUUGGCGGUCUUUCUCAUUGCUCAAGGGGCCAAUGUGAACGUGGAGGACCACCUGGAGGACGAAGAGUCUUGGACCCCUCUGCACAGCUGCGCCUCCCGCGGCGCGGGCGCGCUGGUGGCGAAGCUGCUUGAGGCCUCCGCGGAUGCGGAAGCGCAGACCUCGAGCGGCGGCGCAGCGCUGCACUUCGCGGCGUCGAAGGGGCACGAGGAGGUCUUGAAGCAGCUCGUUGCUGCAGGUGCAGAUAUCAACUGCAAAGAUCGAAACAAAGGAACUCCUCUUUUGCGCGCAGCGGGCGCUGGGAAGUUUGCAGCUCUGAAGAUCUUGCUAGAGGCCCAGGCAGAUGUCCUUUGUCGAGACCGUGCAGGGGAGAAUGUCUUCCACAUCGCCAUCAAUGGACAGCACCUAGAGAUGUGCGAACUUCUCUUCGAACGUGAUGAGGCUGAACGGUUGAUGAUCCAGGAGAACGAGGAUGGGAAGACAGCAGCGCAGAUGCUCCUGGACCUGCAGCCGAUUGAGCUGAGGGAUAAAAUCAAGUCGAUUUGGAAAGAGAAGAGGGGCGGCUGAACUGAAGCUCUUCCAAAAUAGCAUCCCUCCGCUCUGAUCUCGCUCCUUAUCGUGUUGGCGGUGAGGACGCGCAGAGACACAUCCUGUUGCUGACGUAGAGGAGAUCCCACCGUUUUGGGCUGAUGCAAAAUCGUGUGAUUUCUGCUCAACAAGGUGGGAGUGAUAUUUUUGCUUGGGAAGAAGGGUGGAGGCCCCUUGUGCCUUUUUUGCG